This is a messenger RNA of Closterium sp. Yama58-4, 3933 nucleotides long. The record is from the annotation of a GenBank genome assembly. Lineage: Eukaryota; Viridiplantae; Streptophyta; Zygnematophyceae; Desmidiales; Closteriaceae.
AUGGGUGCAAGAGGUGUUUCUGUUCAAGGAAAACCGCAUCCAUCUGUUACAGCACCCAAUUCUCAUGCAGGUUCUCCAGGCUUACCUGUUACGAUUCUCAACAACCCACUUGACAGCAACAUGCGGUCUUCUUCAGAUGGUCAACGAACGAAGGAUGGUCUAGCGGACUCAAGGGCUGGACAUCCCGUUGCCAGAGUGGUCCCAACAGCUGACAAGUUCACAGCAAGUGCUCUGGCCUCUGCAGCAGCUGCAGCCUCUGCUGUGGUCCAAGCACACUCAUUUCAGCCUUCACAUGCAAAUCCUGCUGGUGGAUUUUCACUGUUUGGACCUGAUUUAAGCAGCGUUGCUUUGGGCAACAUGUUCCACAACGCCAUGGCAAUGGACUUGAGAUUCGGGAUGCGAAAGCUGUGCCACUUCUGUUCUUUCUGCCAGGAGAGGCGCAUUGUAUCAGUGCCUUUUCACUGGUGCGUGGAUGACCAAGUGGUGACUGGGUUCAAAGGCCCUUCGCCAGCAGGGCCCAUUGGGAGACGACACAACAAGCACAGGGACGACUUUAAUUUCCCGCUAGGCACUCCGCCAAUUCGGAAGCUCCCUACUGGCGCGGCGCGCCAUGGCGGGCGAUCUGCAGUGGUUCCGCGCAAGCGCCGCCGCAUCCUUGACCCCGCGCACGUGGACGUCGCCGCCUCUCCCGGAGCCAGCCCCGAGCGGCGGCCGUUCGAGUCCGACACGCCGACUCGCAACGCGCACGAUGCGCUGAUCAAAAGCGCCCCCGGCGCUUCGGUUAGAAACGCGCCUGGCGCUUCGCGCGGGGAAGGCUUGUUUUCCGCGGAACAGACUGACGAGGGUUUGAUGUCUGGCCGCCGUGUGUUGUUUCCUGACGGAAAGUUUGACGGGGCUGGAAAAGGGAACGGCGGGAGCGAAGUGGGGACGGAGGGGAAUGGUACCGAGGGAGGCGCGGGGAAGAACGCAUUGGGGGAAGUUGUUGGGGGAGUUUUGGGGGGAUCAGCGGCGGAAAGUGGCGCAAUGGCGGGAUUGGCGGUUUACCGGCGACUGGCGUUUGGGGACGAGCAAGCGGGAGGGCGGGAGGGUAGUCGAACGACGCUCAAGUCUGAUGGCGAGGCGGAACGAGAGAGUGGGAAAGCGGAAGCAGCGGGAGAGGGCAAGAACGAUGAGGCGGUAGAGGAGAACGAGAGGGAGGUAGAGGAGGAGGUAGAGGAGGAGGUGGAGGAGGAGGUGGAGGAGGAUGAAUUGGAGCUAGAGAUUGUGUAUGAGGAAGAAGCCGACAGUGCCGUGACUCGGUUCUCGUCGUCUAAUAACGCGGACGGGGAUGACCUCUUCCGGUGGAACCGCAUCCAUAGAGGGAGCGCCGGGCCCGGGGGACGCGGAAGCGGAGCCAAUGGACCAAAUACACGUGGCGAGGUGCUGGCAGCCAUGGUGGGCGUUCAAGUGCCACGUCAGCAAGGGGUGCGAAGCCUGGCGCCGGAUCUGGAGGGGCGUGAAUCGGCCGCAGCCGCAGCAGCAGCAGCUGCAGCUGCAGGGGGGGUGAGAGGCGGACGGGCUAGUGUCUCCCCGAUACAGUCACCUUCGAAAGGAGCAGCUACUAAAAGUGCAGUGAGAGGGGAAAUAGGCGCAGAAGCAGGAGGAGGAGCAGGGGGAAGAACGAGGAGCGCAAGAGCGGCAGCAGGGAUGGUAGCAGCAGCAGCGGCGGUGAAGGCGGAGGCUGACGAUCUUCCACCACAGUUCCUGGAAAUCGCGCAGCUGUUUGACGCACUGGAGCUGAGCUGCCGCCUGCUGCGCGCGAGGAAGCUUCUGUGCUCCUUCCAGGCGAUUAAAGACGCGGUGCAGGACGUGACUAAGAGGCGCUUCACUCAGCGGCACCUGGCGCAGAUGCUGUUCGUGGGGGGCGGAGGGGGCGGGGCAGGGGGAGGAGGGGGGGAAGGGGGAGUGGCAGGGGAAGAAGGGGGAGGGGCAGGGGUUGGAGUUGGCGGAAAGGUAGAAGAGGGAGGAGGUGGAGAGGGGGUGAAGGAAAGGGAGAAAGGAGGUGAGGAAGGGAAGGACAUAUCGCUGAGUCCUGUUGCACUUAGCAAAACAACACUUAGUAAAGCGGAUGCUCUCAGCAGGGCAUCUGCCCGCCAGGCUGUCCUUGGCGUGCCGUUGCUUAGAGUGGAAUCGGUUCUUCUGCCCGAAAAAAACUCCUCUCCUGUGAAGCUCUCAGGGGCGGCAGGCAGGGCGGCAAGGUUUGGACGUAGCGUGUGGGAUCUGAAGAUAAUAUUGGAAAGCGAAGGGGAGGGGAAGGGGGAUGGUGGUGAAAGUGAUUUGCCUGCAGCAGCGGAUGGCGGUGCUAGUAGCAGUAGUGGUGCAGGGGGCGAUGGAGGGAUAGCAGCAGGAGGCAUGGCAGGAGGCAUGGCAGGAGGCAUGGCAGGAGGCACAGGCAUGGCAGGGGGGAGGGUGAGGAGCGAGGAGAGUGACAUGCUGUGGCGGAAGAGAGAGUUCCGAGCCAGGCUGGGGAGACUGGCACGUGCCUUGGGGGCAGUGGGAAGGGACAAAGAUGUGACUGCAGCAGAUGUGACUAUACCGGAGAAGACUCUGCCAGACCCCCUUUCACCUUCCCCUGUGCCAUCUGUCGAUGCUCGUGCGUCUCUCAAUGUUCAAACGAGUCACACUCACUCUUAUCACACUCGCCAUUCUCACCCUAGCAGCCGCAGGAGUCUGUUUCCCGAUCCAUCCGCUAACCCUACCUUUGCCGAAGCUGGUCCAGGCUCGGUGCCAACAGCUGCACCUUUUGCCAGGCCUGUCUUGCAGGCCCGGUCAACCUCCCCGCGCCACCGCCAUCGCCCUGUUUCGGCAGAUAGGGUCGGCAGAAAUCCGAACCCAGACUUGGGUGCUCGUGUGAGGGUUGACCUCACCCCAUCGCUGGAUCGCUUGGCUGUCCGAACGAACGUAGGAGGCUCGGCAAGAGCAGUCGAGGCAGGGUCUGAGCAGGUUCGGAAACGCGAAGAGCAGCAGCGUGCCGAGGCUACCGAGGAGGCUCGGCAGGCGCGGCGGCGGCGUCUGCUGCUGGCAGAGCUGCCUCUCCUUACCGACAUGGUGGUCGCUCUCUUUGCCAGCUGUCGCGCUGCCGUGCUGCCACAUAGGGACCUUGUGGUCCGGCUGGUGGCCAAUCACAGCAAGCAGACCAACCAAGACGAGAUUGAGGAGCAGUUGAAGCUUCUAGAGGAGAUCGCGCCGGAUUGGUUGUGUGCUAAGAUGUCCCUUCGAGGAGAAAAACUAUACCGGUUAUCCAAGGUGGUAAUGGCCACUCAUGUCAAGGCACGGGUGAAGGAUGAGCAGAAGCUUGAUCCAGAGCAGCACCAGCAUGCACCACCGCGUCGUCCUGUGCAUGGUGCAUCUGAGUUUUGCCAUUCUGAAGCUGCUGCUUCUUCCGCCGAUCUUCAUACGUGCCAGCCCCCUCAGCUUCAGCAGCAAACAAAAACAGACACAAUGACGGAACGAUCCUACGUCAUGAUCAAGCCCGACGGCGUUCAACGCGGCCUUGUCGGGGAGAUCAUCGGUCGGUUCGAGCGCAAGGGUUUCGUUCUGCGAGGCCUGAAGCUGUUCCAGUGCCCCAAGGAGCUCGCAGAGGAGCACUACAAGGACCUCGCCGACAAGCCCUUCUACAAGGGCCUUGUCGACUACAUCAUCUCCGGCCCCGUUGUCGCCAUGGCCUGGGAAGGCAAGGGUGUCGUGGCUUCAGCUCGCAAGCUGAUUGGCGCCACCAACCCCCUUGCUUCCGAGCCCGGCACCAUCCGUGGUGACCUUGCUGUCGAGGUUGGCAGGAACGUCGUGCACGGGAGUGACAGCGUGGAGAAUGGCGAGCGUGAGAUUGGCUUGUGGUUCAAGGAGGCAGAGCUGAUCAAGUGGGACCCUACACUCCUCCCCUGGCUGCGCGAGUAG